Protomyces lactucae-debilis is the source of this 2093-nucleotide messenger RNA. RefSeq lists its product as uncharacterized. The transcript has a single exon. The coding region runs from base 89 to 1762 and encodes 557 amino acids. NCBI's taxonomy places the organism in Eukaryota, Fungi, Ascomycota, Taphrinomycetes, Taphrinales, Protomycetaceae. The record is from RefSeq and is a predicted model, not a curated record.
GAGCAAGCGACCACAACGACCAAGACCAACCCAAGGGACAAACCCUCGCACUUUCUGAUGCGCCCACCUCUUUAAAGCUCUAGCUGCCAUGGUGAAUGCCUCCUCAGACUCUGCUCAUAUGCUUGAACUCAGGCGACUCGCUCAAGCCCAGCAUCUCAUCGCAUCCGGCCUACUAGAUGGUCGGACUCGAAGCGCUCGCGAUUCCUUUGCAGGCCCCGAGCGUCACGGACAGACAAGACUCCUCAGACCAGUGCAGGCAAGUUCUUUUGCUCCGUCACUUGAUGGAUCCGCAGAUGCACAGCUCCGUGCGCUUGUGUCGCCACCGCCAAGUCAUGGAGGCUAUUCAAGGGCAAGUGGCGACGUGGCUGAGCAUCGUCGCUUAGAAUUCCAUCAGCUCAACUCGCAGUCCUUCAUGCGCUUGCUCCUAGAACGCCUCGAUAACCUCUCUUUGCGCAUCGAAGAAAUGCGAUCUCGCAGCUUCAGACUAUCCCUCGCCGAACCCGGUGACACUAUCGAUGAGUCCCUCGAUCACCUGACAACAAGCAUCACGGGGCUACGUCGUAGCAUCGAGGCUAUCAUGGCGGAAAACACCAGGGAGAACCUUGUUCCUCCUGCUUCAUUAGCGCUUGCAAGCGCAGAGAUUCAAAGACAAGCAGAGUUACGGCAUGAACUCAGUAGACAGCAGGAACGAGCCGCUGUUGCCGCUAGCUAUGUGAGUGAGUUACUAGCGGAACAAGAAGUAUCGCAGCAACAGCAAGAGACUACGGAAGAAUCAGAAACUGUCCUGGCGGAAACGUUGCAGAAUGCCUUGGAUGCGCCUGCUACGCCUUCUGCAGAAGCCCUCCUUUCAGCGCAUCGCCAAAUGACUGCCAGUCAAGAUUCACUAAUUCCCAUCUCGGCAGUGCGUGUGGAUGAGCUACGUCGGCAAACGAGUGAUCCUUUCUGGCUCGCUUGGAGCGCAGAGGGGCAAACGCCCACAGACCCUGUCGUGGAGCACCCACGCUCAGCUUUACGCUUACAGCUCGAUCGGGACGACGCAAACACCGGGAAUAUGUCGAACUACAGCUUCGAAACCAUCUCACGUCGCCUCGACCAUUUCAACAACUCUAUUUCUGAGCUUCACACACGACUUGAUCGCUUCGCAGAGAAUAUCUUCCAGAUGCAGGAAGAUGCUUCCCCAAUAUUGUCGCCACCAUCCAGCCACAAUCAGAUCACCUCUCAGGGUUCACCUCGAAGAACGGUCGGAAUCCAUACAGCACGUCCAACGCUACUCUCUCUGAACGCAGCAGGAACAGCGAAUGUCAUGGACUCAUUAUCACCUCCUACACGCCAGCUUCAUACCGGGAGCACAAACACAGAACCGAUCUUGCCACCUCUCGUUCGAACGGAUACACUCUUGCGCGUUGAGUUGGAGAGUGCCGUGAGUGCCACUCGCCAACGUGAGCAGCAAGAAGCAGCGCGGCUUGCGCGGGCUCGUAGUCGACAACGACGUCCCGAAACGCAUGGCUCGCCUAUCGCCGUACAAGUUCCUGCAGCGACCAAUCAUUCACGCCUCGUGUCUCCUGCGGCAGUCCAGAAUCAUGAAGAGGCCUCGGUUGUCCAUGCAGGGGAUUCGUGUUUGUCUGACAAUCAGAUCUUGUCCUCCCAUGCGCCACUUGCUGCCAAGCAGGAACGCAAAGUGUGUAAAGGCGUUGAGUAUCGUCUUUGCUAUGGCCUGUGGCUCGCUGAGGACGGUUCAGAGAUUCCGAAAGACAGUCCCUGACCAAGUUGAAACAAAUCUAGCUUCUGCCAACAUCUCAUUGCAUGGUCAUCUCAUCUGACAAUCUGUCGUGCACACCUCUAGAUCUUUCAUCUCGCUGCAAGAACUAGCAAAUAUUGACCUUUAAGAUUGCUGCGGCUAAAUUGCAGAGCUACAAAUAAACCUUAUGGACACAAUUGCUCGGUCGCGAUAUUGUGUCUGCCUACUCGCCUCGUUGAUUUCAUUGUGCGAGAUUUUGUUUGUUCUUGGCGUCCAAAAAACAGUCCCUGAUGAAGUUGAAACAAACCUAGCUUCUGCCAACAUCUCAUUGCAUGGUAAUCUCAUCUGACAAACU